Molecule: messenger RNA, 3081 nt
Organism: Alternaria alternata
Lineage: Eukaryota; Fungi; Ascomycota; Dothideomycetes; Pleosporales; Pleosporaceae
Product: coatomer subunit gamma
Exons: 4
Coding region: 240-2990 (916 amino acids)
Biological process (GO): protein secretion; intracellular protein transport; intra-Golgi vesicle-mediated transport
Cellular component (GO): COPI vesicle coat; endoplasmic reticulum-Golgi intermediate compartment; endoplasmic reticulum
Molecular function (GO): structural molecule activity
Source: RefSeq, a predicted model, not a curated record
ACUCCCUCGCGCUGGUCGAGGGCAUCUUCAACGUCGCCAAUUCAAGACGGCCAGGCAAUCAACACUGCGACUUACCCCCGACACCCCCACGUCUCCGCACCCACCAGUUCCAAUUGCAAGGCGGCAUUUGGACACAUUUACACACGCCGUCGCAAAAGGCCACGUUAGGCGGAGGAAGAGCGGGACAAGUUUACACACCUGCGGAGAGAGCUAGCCGUUCGGAGCUGCACUACAACACCAUGGACAAGAAGCACGAGGAUGCUGGCGGCGUCGCCCAGAUUGACAAGACGUCCGUGUUCCAAGAAGCACGAGUAUUCAACCAGAGCCCUAUAUCGCCCAGGAAAUGUAGAGUGAUCCUGACCAAGCUGGCCCUGCUGCUCUUCACCGGGGAGAGCUGGGGACGGCAGGAAGCCACAACCCUCUUCUUUGGCAUAUCGAAGCUGUUCCAGAACAAGGAUGCCUCGCUCCGCCAGAUGGUCUACCUGGUCAUCAAGGAGCUCGCUGGCUCCGCCGACGAUGUUAUCAUGGUCACCUCCUCCAUAAUGAAGGACACAUCCGUCGGCAGCGACGUCGUAUACCGCCCCAACGCCAUCCGCGCCCUCUGCCGCGUCAUCGACGCCUCUACCGUGCAGGCCAUCGAGCGUCUCGUCAAGACGUGCAUAGUCGACAAGAACCCCUCCGUGUCCUCGGCCGCCCUCGUCUCGUCGUACCAUCUUCUCCCAGUCGCCAAGGAUGUCGUUCGAAGAUGGCAGUCCGAGGCUGCGGAAGCUGCGUCUGGAAGCAAGUCGGGUGGAGGUUUCUUGGGAGGAUUCGGAGGAGGCUCGCAUAGCGCCCUGCAGGCCAGCACAAACUACAUGACACAGUACCAUGCAAUUGGUCUCCUCUACCAAAUGCGCUCCGGCGACAGGAUGAGCUUGGUCAAGAUGGUGCAGCAAUACUCGGCUGCUGGCGUCGUCAAGAGCCCUGCUGCUACCGUCUUGCUGGUCAGACUGGCUGCUAAGCUCGCUGAAGAGGACCCGAACCUACGCAAGCCCAUGAUGCAACUUCUCGACGGCUGGUUGCGCCACAAGUCGGAAAUGGUCAACUUCGAAGCUGCAAAGGCCAUCUGCGACAUGCGCGAUGUCACCGAUGCCGAACUCGUACAAGCCGUUCACGUCCUCCAGCUCUUCCUCACGUCCCCUCGCUCCGUCACCAAGUUUGCCGCCCUUCGCAUCUUGUCGCAAAUGGCUUCCUUCAAGCCGGAUGCUGUCCGAUCAUGCAACCAAGACAUCGAAUCGCUCAUCACAAACUCGAACCGCAGUAUCGCAACUUUCGCCAUUACUACACUCCUCAAGACGGGCAACGAGUCUUCAGUUGACAGACUGAUGAAGCAGAUUACAGGCUUCAUGGCUGAGAUUACUGACGAGUUCAAAGUCACCAUUGUAGAAGCUGUCCGAACGCUGGCACUGAAGUUCAAGGCGAAGCAGUCUGGAUUCCUUGCUUUCCUCAGUGGCAUCCUGCGCGACGAAGGUGGUUACGAGUUCAAGCGAUCUGUUGUGGAGGCCAUCAUGGAUCUCAUCCGCUUCGUACCCGAGGCCAAGGAAGAUGCGCUUGCUACCCUGUGCGAGUUCAUCGAAGAUUGCGAGUUCACCAAGCUCGCCGUCAGGAUUCUUUUCGUUCUUGGACGCGAGGGCCCCUCAACACCCCACCCCACCAAGUACAUUCGCUACAUCUACAACCGCGUAGUCUUGGAGAAUGCCAUCGUUAGGGCUGCCGCAACCUCUGCUCUUUCCAAGUUUGGCGUUGGACAGAAGGACCCUGAAAUCAAGAAGUCGGUCCACGUUCUCCUCACAAGGUGUCUCGAUGAUGUUGAUGACGAGGUCCGUGAUCGAGCUGCGCUUAGCCUUCGUUUGAUGGACCAGGAAGACGACGACAUGGCUGUCAGCUUCAUUCGCAACGACUCGAUGUUCUCGCUCCCUGUACUAGAGCACCAGUUGGCUAUGUACGUCAGCUCGGAUUCCCGUGAUACCUUCGAGACAGCCUUCGACAUCACUAAGAUCCCAACCGUUUCACGUGAACAAGCAGAUGCGGCGGAUCUUACCAAGAAGACCGAAGGCGCUACUCCAACACUCAAGGCGCCCAGCGCGGCCAAAGCACCAUCAAAGGCGGGUGCCGAUGCCGCCGCAAGCGCAGCAUCAAAUGCUCAGAAAUACGCUACAGAACUGCAAAAGAUUCCAGAGUUGGCAGCGCACGGUGGUGUGCUCAAAUCAAGCGACGUCGUCGAACUUACAGAAUCCGAGACCGAAUACGUCGUCACUGCCAUUAAGCACAUUUUCAAGGAUCACAUUGUCAUCCAAUAUGACAUCAAGAACACUCUUGAGGACACCGUAUUGACAGAUGUGGAGAUGGUUGUCACACCAGAGGAUGAUGGAGACGUGCAAUUAGAAGAAGAAUUCGUUAUCCCAGCGCCCAAGCUCGCCACCAACGAGCCCGGUACCGUUUACGUAUCCUUCAAGCGCUUGGAGACCGAGUCGCAAUUCAUCGCCGCCAGCUUCACCAACGUACUCAAGUUCACAAGCAAGGAGAUCGAUCCAAGUACGAACGAACCAGAGGAAGGCGAUGGAUACCCAGACGAGUAUCAGGUUGAGGAUCUGUACCUCACCGGUGCUGACUACGUUGUUCCGGCAUAUGCAGGCAGCUUCGAUAACGUUUGGGAUCAGUCGAAUGGCGAUUCGGCAACCGAGACAUUGCAGUUGGGUAACAUGAAGAGCAUAUCAGAUGCAACUGAGCAACUUACCAAGACACUCUCCCUCCAACCUCUCGAAGGUACAGACGUCACUCUGUCAACUUCAACACAUACUCUCAAGCUUUACGGCAAGACCAUCACAGGCGGCAAGGUUGCUGCGAUGGUGCGGAUGGCCUUCAGUGCUAAGACUGGUGUGACGAUGAAGAUUGACGUAAGGAGCGAGGAAGAAGGUGUCGCUGCAUUGGUCGUAGGUAGCGUGGCGUAGGUGAUGGUAGGCCGAGAUUUGUUUAGUAGCGUGUCUUGAAAGCGUAAAAGGUCAACGGGCUUCUUAGUAGAACUCUUGAUAUGCACAGCUC